Molecule: messenger RNA, 542 nt
Organism: Aspergillus pseudotamarii
Lineage: Eukaryota; Fungi; Ascomycota; Eurotiomycetes; Eurotiales; Aspergillaceae
Exons: 1
Coding region: 130-453 (107 amino acids)
Source: RefSeq, a predicted model, not a curated record
UAAGUUUGUUUCAAGACUUGUUGUCCGCGCCAAUUAAACGAUAAGUUAUGAGAAUGAUGGUACAUUGCGCUUGUUUUUCUCACGGCUUCUCAAAGAUGACGGCAUCGGCACGGUAUGAAACUAUGAGAUAUGCCGGCAUUCACGAUUAUGACUCGCAUUAAGCCAUUAGCAACUACGAUCGUUCUAUCCAUUCUUGUUUUCCGUCUCGGUCUUCUCUACAUAUUUUUUUAUUUUAUUUUUUGUUUUUGCCAGUCUAGCCUAAAGCUUACCUGUUGUCUCUUGCGUUGUUUCAACUUACACACUCUUUUUGCUUCUAGUGGUGUACCUUUCUCGCACAGUAUUAUAAACAGCGAUGAUGAGGAUCACGAAUGUCAUGAUAUUGUAUGGUCACGAAAUGUUUUGCAGCAGCAAACGAUGAGCGCAACCGAGUUGCCGACGUAUAGUGGAGGCUAGUUCCCGCUUAUGAUGCUGCUUUUUUGCAUUUAUGUGCCUGGUUAGCGUAUGUCUGUGUGUGCAUUUGUGUUUCCCUUGAUUUAUCUUGA